UACAAAUUAAAAAAUCCAAUGCAACUAAUUAAGAUAAAUACAUCCACUAUCGAAGUGUCAUAAGUUGGGAAUUCCAUUUCCAAAAAGUGUUAUAACUUGCAUGAGAAUUAAAGAAGCAACCAUUUGAAUUUUGAACAAAAAAAAUGAAGGAAAAAUCUAAGAAACAUUAGUAGGCUACCACUCAACAACAAGAAAUAAUACAGAAAACAUGCACAUUCCAACCAAAAGUAACCUAAUUUCAACCCUAAAACCCUUCCACACAAUUAGGGCAUGGCCCCUUCUUCUCCCCCCCCUCCAACCAACUAUUUAACCUCCUCAAUUCGAGAGUCCCACUCAACUCAACUCAAGCCCCUUUUGCCCCUCUUCUCUGUCUAAAAUUUUUCUGAUUCUAAGUGCUUCUUCUCUCUCCCUCUACAAACUCUCUUCGAGAUGAAGAAGAAAGGAAUAGUGAAGGAUGAAUCUUUGCUUCAACACCCAGUGCUUUUCUUGCUAGUUUUGGGCCUGGGCUUUGUAGUAAUGGACCCAUUUGAGAUGAGCCCUGUUGGGGGCUAUGAUUUUAGGCCUGUGAAGCAUGACAUUGCACCUUACAGCCAGGUUAUGGGCCAUUGGCCCAAGGAUAAUGAGAGUCGUUUGGGCCUUGGAAAUUUGGAAUUUGAAGAUGAGGUUUUUGGGCCUGAGUCCUUGGAGUUUGAUGCAUUGGGUCGUGGGCCUUACACUGGGCUUGCCGAUGGCCGCAUUGUUAGAUGGAUGGGGGAGGAAAUUGGGUGGGAGACUUUUGCAAUUGUCACACCAAAUUGGUCAGAGAAGGUAUGUGCUAAAGGGGUUGAUUCAACCACAGCAAAACAAUGGAAAAAUGAGAAGAAAUGUGGAAGGCCCCUUGGCUUAAGAUUUGAGAAACAAAGUGGGAAUUUAUACAUUGCUGAUGCAUAUUAUGGGCUUCUUGUGGUUGGUCCUCAAGGUGGAACUGCCACUCCCUUAGCCACUCAUGUUGAAGGAACUCCCAUUCUUUUUGCUAAUGAUCUUGAUAUCCAUAACAAUGGCUCCAUCUUCUUCACUGACACUAGCAAGAGAUAUAAUAGAGUGGAACAUUUCUUCAUAUUGUUGGAAGGAGAAGCCUCGGGAAGGCUUCUUAGAUAUGACCCUUCAACUAAAACAACUCAUGUUGUGUUGAAUGGUUUGGCCUUUCCAAAUGGCGUGCAAUUGUCUAAAGACCAUACCUUCCUUUUAUAUACAGAAACUACCAAUUGCAGAUUAAUGAAGCUAUGGCUAGAAGGUGCAAGAAAUGGAAAAGUGGAAGUAGUGGCCAAUCUUCCAGGGUUUCCAGACAAUGUAAGAAGGAACGAAAGGAAUGAAUAUUGGGUAGCCAUAGAUUGUUGCAGAACAAAAGCACAAGAGGUUUUAACUCACAAUCCAUGGAUAAGAAGCAUUUAUUUUAGGUUACCCUUAAGAAUGAGCUUCUUGGCUAGAUUAAUAGGGAUGAAAAUGUACACUGUCAUUUCACUUUUUAGUGAAAAUGGUGAGAUUUUAGAAGUUCUUGAAGAUCAAAAAGGUGAAGUUAUGGAGCUAAUGAGUGAAGUUAGAGAAGUUCAAGGGAAGCUUUGGAUUGGAACUGUGGCUCAUAACCAUAUUGCUACUUUGACUUACCCUUUACAAUUGAAGGAUAAUGAUCGUAAUAAUAAUGUAACACUUAACUAAUGAUUUUGAUUAAUUAUAUUUCCAUACCCUAUGUUUUAAUUUUGAUUAGUUUGAUGAUGAAAUGUGAUUUAUAUGGAAA
Messenger RNA from Cucumis melo (muskmelon), 1774 nucleotides. RefSeq names its product protein STRICTOSIDINE SYNTHASE-LIKE 13. The coding region runs from base 430 to 1695 and encodes 421 amino acids. Gene Ontology annotation, molecular function: strictosidine synthase activity. Gene Ontology annotation, biological process: biosynthetic process. The transcript has 4 exons. NCBI's taxonomy places the organism in Eukaryota, Viridiplantae, Streptophyta, Magnoliopsida, Cucurbitales, Cucurbitaceae. The record is from RefSeq and is a predicted model, not a curated record.